CAAUACAAUAGAUAUUUUGUUGUUGUAGUAAGCUCAUCAACCUCCAAAUCACAAAAGGGGGGAAAUAGCAACAAUUUUUUAUUUUUUUUAAAAAAAAAAAAGAAGGAAAAAAAUUAAAAAGGAUAAAAACAAUUUUUUUUUUCUAAAAAAAAAAAAAGGAAAAGGAAAGGAGGAGGAAUUGCCAGAGUGAUUUUUCUGGAAUUUGUGAUUUGGAAGUUGACACUUUGACAACACCAAAUUCCAACUCCAAACUAAAAUUCCUUCUCCCAAUUUUCCAAUUUUACCAUAUUAUUAUCUAUAAACUAAAAUUUGACGUUGAAAAUUUUCAAGAUUCUUUUUUUUUUAUUAUUUUCUUUGGAGCUGCUGUGCAAUUUUGCUGAAUUUCAGGGUCUAUCGGGAACGGUUUUUCUACCUCACAAGGUAGGGUAAGGUCUGCGUACACAAUACCCUCUCCAGAUCACACUUGUGGAAUAGGUCUGCGUACACACUACCCUCUCCAGAUUGCAGUUGUGGAAUAGAAGAUCGUACGGGAAGUAAGACCUAGGGAGGAUUGAGGUAUAGUUUGUUGAAUGUGGGCGUGUUAAAAGUUUAAAGCUCUGAAAUCUGCAUGAGGUUUGUGAUUAGAAGAUGUAUAGCAAUUUCAAGGAGCAGGCAGUAGCUUAUGUGAAGCAAGCAGUUGAGGAAGAUAAUGCUGGAAAUUAUCCAAAGGCUUUCUCUCUCUAUAUGAAUGCUUUGGAGUAUUUUAAAACUCAUCUGAAAUAUGAGAAGAAUCCCAAGAUUAAGGAAGCAAUUACCCAGAAGUUUGUGGAGUAUUUGAGGAGGGCUGAGGAGAUUCGUGCUGUUCUUGACGAAGGAGGUGGUGGACCGACGUCCAACGGAGAUGCUGCUGUUGCAUCACGCGCCAAGUCAAAGCCAAAGAAUGGAGGAGGAGAGGGUGAUGAUUCAGAGAAUGUAAAGUUAAGAGCUGGACUUAAUUCCGCUAUUAUAAGGGAAAAGCCUAAUGUGAAGUGGAAUGAUGUAGCAGGACUUGAGAGUGCCAAGCAGGCAUUGCAGGAGGCUGUUAUACUGCCGGUUAAGUUUCCUCAGUUUUUCACUGGCAAGCGUCGACCAUGGAGAGCCUUUUUGUUAUAUGGCCCACCUGGAACAGGAAAGUCAUACCUAGCAAAAGCUGUUGCGACAGAAGCAGAUUCAACUUUUUUCAGUGUUUCUUCCUCAGACCUUGUUUCAAAGUGGAUGGGUGAAAGUGAAAAGCUUGUGUCUAAUCUAUUCCAGAUGGCCCGAGAAAGUGCACCUUCAAUAGUAUUCAUAGAUGAAAUUGACUCCUUAUGUGGCCAAAGAGGUGAGGGUAGUGAGAGUGAAGCAUCAAGACGUAUCAAAACUGAGCUUCUUGUACAGAUGCAGGGUGUAGGGCACGAUGAUGACAAAAAAGUUCUUGUUCUUGCAGCGACAAACACUCCCUACUCAUUAGACCAGGCCAUUAGGCGGCGAUUUGACAAAAGAAUAUACAUCCCCCUACCAGAUUUGAAGGCAAGGCAGCACAUGUUCAAGGUACAUUUAGGAGACACCCCUCACAACUUGACAGAAAGUGAUUUUGAGCAACUAGCUCGGAAAACAGAAGGUUUUUCAGGUUCAGACAUUUCUGUGUGUGUAAAUGAAGUCUUGUUUGAACCUGUACGUAAAACUCAAGAUGCUGAGUUUUUCAUUAAGACUAGUGACGGGUUGUGGGUGCCUUGUGGACCUAGACAACCAGGUGCCAUUCAGACUAAUAUGCAGGAACUUGCUGCAAAAGGCCUAGCUUCAAAGAUUACGCCACCACCAAUCAGCAUAAGGGAUUUUGACAGAGUGCUAUGGAAACAGAAGCCAACAGUAAGCAAAGCAGAUCUUGAGGUGCAUGAGAGAUUCACGAAAGAGUUCGGUGAGGAAGGAUGAAGGCUCUUUGGUUUGCUAUAAAAUUAUGUAACUAUUACAGCAGUGAAAUAUAUCAGAUUUAGUCAUCGCUUCAAUAAAACCAAACAGCAUGUGAUAAAGGGAAAUAAUCAGUCUUGGUUCUUAAUUUAAGGACCAUUGAGCUGAUGUUUAGUGAUUACUGCGUUUGCCUUGUACAGCUUGAUGUUAGUUUGUUAAAAAGUAUUUUUUGAAAUUUUUACGCGUUAAAAGACCAUCGUACAAUGGUAUCAAUGUCUCUGAUGGAAUGAAAGAAAUGUUGUUUUUGUAUUAACAAGUAGAUUGCAGGUUA
This is a messenger RNA of Capsicum annuum, 2236 nucleotides long. RefSeq names its product protein SUPPRESSOR OF K(+) TRANSPORT GROWTH DEFECT 1. NCBI's taxonomy places the organism in Eukaryota, Viridiplantae, Streptophyta, Magnoliopsida, Solanales, Solanaceae. Bases 628 to 1929 code for a protein of 433 amino acids. Gene Ontology annotation, biological process: endosomal transport; vacuole organization. The record is from RefSeq and is a predicted model, not a curated record. Gene Ontology annotation, molecular function: ATP binding; ATP hydrolysis activity. The transcript has 10 exons.